Molecule: messenger RNA, 3670 nt
Organism: Lineus longissimus
Lineage: Eukaryota; Metazoa; Nemertea; Pilidiophora; Heteronemertea; Lineidae
Exons: 15
Coding region: 82-2190 (702 amino acids)
Molecular function (GO): lipid binding
Source: RefSeq, a predicted model, not a curated record
CAAAAGUGCCAGCUGUAGAUUUUUGUGUUUUAUUCAUGUUUUGUUGCUGAAAAAGUCAUUUAAUUUCAAUGAUAAUGAAAUAUGGAUCUGAUAUUUGGCACUCUUGUUUUAACUACAGUAUUUGUGAUCAUUCUGAAUUGUAUGAUAUUCGGAAGAAGAAGGGAUCGAAAAAUUGUAAAACUGAAAGCGGACUCGGUAGAUAGUAUUCUAAGGUUCCUGCGAGAUUCAAAGCUUUUCCCGAUAUGCUUUGAGCGAGGAUGGAGAUUACACAAAUUUGAACACGAGUGUAGAAUCUGGAAGAAAGAGCCUUCCUCAGGGUCGAGCUGUUCUCACAACCUUUUUGCUGCCAGUGCUAAAGUCAAAGCCUCCGCUCAGAAUGCCGUCAAAUUCUUGCGUGAUAUCAGUCGCAUCAUGGAGUGGGACCCUGGUGUGAGGAGUGUCACCUAUCUGCGAGAGGCUCCUGAAGAAGUGCCAAAGAGUAAGGGGCCAAAUAGCAAUAACGUCCAGUGGGAUGUUGUACAGGAAAAGAUACCAGACGAGAGUAAACAAUGGAAAGUCUGGUGGAGAAGGAAACUACACAUUCCAAUCCCUGAGGAUUUCGCUGUGAAAAAUAGAGUGUAUUACAGAUACUGGAACAAAGAAGAUAACGGUUGCUGCUGGAUGUUUCAGUUCCCUCAAAGCAAGGCGAAUAACUGGGUGUUCUACCUCGCUCAACCUCUUGAAGGUUUGUUUGAAUUGGACCACUGUAUGUUGACCAUUAUCACCUCAGAUGGCUGUGAUAAAACCUCCCCUGCUCAAUUCCUCGCUCCAUUCCGUCACUUCCUGUUCUACCGGAAGGAAACAUGCUCAACGCUGCAAACCAUCACAUUACCAAGACCAGAAUCACUUGAAAGUAGUGAGGGGAAACUUCCAACUCCUGUGUCAAGUGGGACAUUCAUAGCAAAAGAUACGAAUGAAAAUACUAAAGAAAAGCCUAAGGAAUCUGACUCCUUUUUGCCUGUGAAGAAAAAUGAGUUUAGUCUAUUCAAACGUGUACGAACUAUGAUUGAAGAGAAGAAAUCACAGAUAGAAGAAAAGAGAAGAAUUAAAAAUGCUAACAAUUCAUCUACAGCAAGUCCCAAAGAGCACAAGACAGGGGUGCCUAAUUCAAAGGAGCAAGACCAGACAGAAAUUAUUGCCCAAGCCCAGGGACUCAUUGCGUGUGGUCCAACUAAGGAUCAUAUGGAAGGUUUUGACGACUCGCCAUUUGAUGAAAUCGAUCCUGAUAGCGAAGGGUUAACAACCAGUACUCCUUUGCCAUCUAGUCCAGAAGGAAAGGUUGAAGGCAAAGUGAGGCUGCGCCCACUGUACAGAUCACAGACGGUUUCUGACAAUAUGAUGUCACCAAAUAAUGAACGUCUGCAGCGAGGAGAGGAUAAAGCCAGGCGGCAUACCUCAGAGAAGGGAGCAUCUAUUGGUAACAUGGGCGAUGUCCAGUACAAGACAUUGUCCAAUCAUUGUGCAGCAGAAAUCAUGGCAGAAAUAAUAAAGAUUGGUAACUUACAAUUGACUGACUCUCCUGAAGAACAGGCGAAGAGUACUGGAGGAUGGGUGUUCUAUGGUAUGGAUAAAGAAGUUGUUGUCCUGAAGAAAGUAUGUGAUCCAAAUUUUCCGCUACAUUGCUAUCUGGGCAAAGGCUUGAUCAAAGCCACACCUAGGACAGUUUGGGCGGCCGUGAGGAAUCCACGGACCAGGUUCACCUAUGAUGAGGGCUUGAAGAAAGUUGAUGUCAUCCAUGAUUUUGGAAAUGGCUUGAAAAUAUUAUAUUUGUACCACGAAGUCAACCAGCUGUUCAAAAAGGAGUCGAGGGAGUUCUGCGUACUUCAGGGAGAGAGGUUAGAGGGUGAACGGUCCAUCCUUACGCUGCAGUCAGUGGAUUGGUUAGGAUGCCCUGAUGACAAUGAUGUACCAAGGGGUCAGUUCCUUGCCAGUGGUUGGAUCAUUGAGCCAGCAUUGAUAGAUAGUAAGAUAUACACCAUGGUGACUUACGUCUUACAGCUCAACCUUGGUCUGUCAAAGACGACCAAUGCAAACCUCGUGGAUGAGAUAGCUACCCGACAGCCGCAGUGCAUCGCCUUAUUGAGAGAGUACCUCGUUCCCUCUGCUAAGAUCCAAGAGACCAUCCAGGGCUUCCAGAGCAGUGCACCCUGAAGUGAUAUGGUGUAUCCAGAGAGGUGUUGUUGGUGAUAUAGUUUGGUUGAAAAUCAGAAUUUAAGAAACUGUCAUUUAGAAUGACUGUUCAUAUUAAUGGUGCUUUUUCCUCAAGAGGUGGAUCUGUAGUAAAUGUAUUAGGCUGAUAGUGAACUAGAAGGUACUCUAUACUGGCAUUCAAGCCAGUGUUGGUGAACAGAGAAGUCUGAAGCCAAAUUUAAUUUUGAAAAAAACCCUGAUAUUGGUAGGUCUUGAUUUGCUUUUAGGGGUGUUGUUAGUUAGUCAACAUGCAUUAGGCAAGGACUGGAGAUGUUGCCAAUAUCUUCCAAAAUGUAAGUGAGAGGUGAACCUUACCAUAUUCGAGAGGAGUAUUUUGUGUUUAGCCUUGUGUUGGUUUCAAAUAAUUACAGAUAUUGUGGUUGAAUGAUAUUACCAUUGUCUCUUCUUACCUCUGUUAAUACGAUAUCGUUGUGAGAAUUGUUAUGUCCUUAUUAAUAAAGGGUCAUGUUUAUCCAGCCAUCCAAAAUGUGUGUAUUGAUGACAGGAGUCAUUUUAGAGGUGGUCAGUCAUGUCAUGCAAACUGACAAAUCGGUUAUUUUUGUUAUGAUAAUUUAUUUGCUGUUGUAUGUAUCAGUGCUGAAGAAUGUUUUAAAACCUAUGCUAGGUAAGCUUGCAUAUUUUCUGUUUCUUUGAUUCCUGAGUAACAAGCCUUGUAUUUGGGUCCUAAUUGUACUCCAUUGUUUUACAUGUAUGAAAAACCAACAGAGUGCAUGCCUUGAGUUGUCCCUUGAACUACAUUAGACUACUUUGGAUUAAGGAAAUGGAUAUCUACUUCACCAGGUUUAGGGGUACAUGUAUGCAUGAAUUUGCAUGUUUUAUUUAUUCUUCUUCUUGGUGUGCUUAUUGAUACUAAUGUGUAUAUGGGAUAUAAGGGAUCUUAGUCUUCUAAUCGCGGUAAAUAAAAGUGUAUUUUGUAUAGCAUUUUGCAGGACCAAACCAAGAAUAUGUAACGGUCUGCAUUAUCUUGAAUUCUAGUUCAGGUUGGGGCUUGUCUUUUUCGUCAUUUUCUACACAUUUGUGAUGAUUGAUUGUGAUAUGAAUUCUGGUGUGUACACGCAAUUUCAACGACCUGGCAAAAUUGUGGAGUGUGCAUGGUUUCCGACUAUAUCAUGUGGGGAGGCAUCGACCUUGCCUUGUUACUGAAGGUUGCCAUGAGCCCCAAUGCCUCUUGAAAAAUCUGUCUUCCAUUGUCCUUACAGUCAUCCUAGAUGCUCAGCGACAUGUCACCUUACUUUUUAUCCCUAUUCGGACAGGUUUAUAAAGAGUUCACGUUUUCACACAUCAUUUUUCACGGGUCAUUCGUUACAUAAAUAACAAAUAAGUUAUUUCCAAAGAGCGGCCCACAAUUGCUCCCAUUGUCACUUUUCACCCUCGGGUCGUGUCAUGUCAUGUUUUCAAGCAUAAGUCAGUUUACCAAUAU